AUGAGUAGAUACGUUAGCAGCAAUGAAGCUAUCUGGCGUGUUUUUGGUUUUUCCAUACAUGAAAGAAAUCCAUCUGUGGUACAUUUGGCUGUGCAUUUGGAGAACGGUCAGCGGGUAUACUUUACAGAAAACAAUAUAUUACAACAAGCUUUGACUGCUUCGAAGACUACUCUAACUGCAUUUUUUAAACUUUGUAGUAGAUCAGAUAUUGCUGGAAGAUUUGCUAGAACAUUAUUAUAUACAGAUACACCUGAAUAUUUUACAUGGGAUAAAAAAUUAAAAGAUUGGGUACCUAGAAAACGAGGUAUUCCUGUUUCAGGAUUCGAAGGCAUAUAUAUGACAAACAAUUUGGUAGAUUGUAUACUGUUCAUUUUAAGCAACGAGAAUGCUUUUAUUAACUUUUUAUGA
This is a messenger RNA of Ctenocephalides felis (cat flea), 408 nucleotides long. RefSeq lists its product as uncharacterized. Lineage: Eukaryota; Metazoa; Arthropoda; Insecta; Siphonaptera; Pulicidae. The transcript has a single exon. The record is from RefSeq and is a predicted model, not a curated record. The coding region runs from base 1 to 408 and encodes 135 amino acids.